Rhododendron vialii is the source of this 1903-nucleotide messenger RNA. RefSeq lists its product as uncharacterized. The record is from RefSeq and is a predicted model, not a curated record. NCBI's taxonomy places the organism in Eukaryota, Viridiplantae, Streptophyta, Magnoliopsida, Ericales, Ericaceae. The coding region runs from base 27 to 1649 and encodes 540 amino acids. The transcript is spliced from 4 exons.
UGCUAGUACGAAAUAACUUGGAUGUCAUGCAUAUCAUUAAAAAUAUUAUUGAGAGCCUUAUUGGUACGUUGUUGGAUAUUAACGGAAAAUCCAAGGAUGGUUUAAAUGCUCGCAAGGAUAUGCAAGAUUUAGAAAUAAAACACGACUUGCAUCCGCAAGAUCGAGGGUCUAGGACAUAUCUUCCUCCAGCUUCCUAUACACUUUCCAAGGAUGAGAAGCGAAUAUUUUGCAAGAGGUUGUUUGACUUAAAAGUACCUGAUGGGUAUAGUUCAAAUAUUGGGAAUUGCGUAUCAAUGGAUGAAUUGAAGGUCACAGGUCUCAAAUCUCAUGAUUGUCAUGUACUAAUGCUUCAGUUGUUGCCUGUAGCCUUAAAGGGGUUACUACCAACAGGACCGAGAAAUGCAAUACUUCGCCUUUGCGCAUUCUUCAAUAGAUUGUGUCAAAGAGUUAUUGAUCAAGAAGAAAUGGCAUCCAUUGAGGAUGAGGUGGUUGAAACGUUAUGCAUGCUUGAGAGGUUCUUUCCACCUUCGUUCUUUGAUAUCAUGGUGCACUUAACAAUUCACUUAGGACGAGAAGCACGACUUUGUGGGCCAGUCCAAUAUCGUUGGAUGUACCUUUUUGAGAGACAUAUGAAGAUAUACAAACGAAGUGUUGGGAAUCAUGCACGACCUGAAGGUUGUAUAGCUGAACGCUACCUCGUAGAAGAGUGCAUAACAUUUUGCAGCCGACACAUGAAAUCUGUGGAAACAAACAAUAGGGGACCUCGCAAUCAAGAUUUUGAGAACGAUGUAAUUCUUGAAGGUCGUCCAAUAUCAGCUGCCACAUCUGUCACAUUGACUGAUGAAGUUUUAGAAAGUGCACAUCGUUACGUGUUAUUCAAUACAGCCAUAGUGGAACUUUAUUUGGAGAUGCAUAUAGAGGAGUUAAAGAAUUCGGAUGCUAGUCUUGGUCUUCAAAAAAAUAAAAGUUUACUUUUGAAGAGGCACGCCGACAACUUUUCAAAAUGGUUGAGGGAAAAGAUUCAGAUAAAAGCAUGCACAAAUAAUGAAUUGGAGAUACUACAAUGGCUUGCUAAUGGUCCUAGGAAGCAUGCUAUGAGUUAUACGGGUUAUAUCAUCAAUGGGCAGCGGUUCCACACAAAGGAAGCUGAAAAAUCAACCCAAAAUAGUGGUGUUUCCAUUGACGCGGCAACUCUAUGUAGAUCAAGUGUGAAGGACAAUGCACAAGUUCUUGAUGUAGUUUCAUACUACGGGGUGAUAAAGGAUAUAAUUUUGUUAGAUUAUCACACAUUUCAACUACCAAUGUUCAAGUGUGACUGGGCAAACAUUGGCCAUGGUGUUAGGAUGGAAGAUGGUUUUACACUUGUUAACCUACACCAAGGUCAGAUCCAAUAUGACAAAGAUCCAUUUAUCCUUGCAUCCCAAGCAAAGCAAGUUUUUUAUUCAAGGGAAACCGAAUCUUCGAAUUGGUAUGUUGUACUAAAGGCACCUCCUAGGGGAUUUUAUGACUUGGAAAUGUACGAAGAUACUGUGGAUACAACUUCUAGGCCGCAAGAUGUUUCAGUCCUUGGUAUGAAUGAUGACGAUGAUGAUGGAAGGAUAACUAACGUUAGAGGAGAUUGUGAGGGUACAUGGAUUGAGGAUUUCUAGUGAUCGCGCCUUGUAACUUUUGGUUUUUGUUUUUUGGUUUGUAUCUUGCUAGGAUCUUUGUUGGUUUGUAACUUUUGGUAUGUUGUACUAAAGGCACCUCCCAGGAUCUUUUGAUUUGUCUUUUUUGGCUCAUAUCUUGCCAUCGUGCCUUAAUUUGUUGUUCAUAUUAUACUUGGAUAUUCGUUAAGUUAAUUUCUUGUUCCUGCUAUAUUAUUGAACAUUGUUGAUUUAUUUUUUGUUAACUUGUUUCUUUU